Messenger RNA from Propithecus coquereli (Coquerel's sifaka), 863 nucleotides. RefSeq names its product CDC42 effector protein (Rho GTPase binding) 5 (gene CDC42EP5). The record is from RefSeq and is a predicted model, not a curated record. Lineage: Eukaryota; Metazoa; Chordata; Mammalia; Primates; Indriidae. The transcript is spliced from 3 exons. Bases 326 to 787 code for a protein of 153 amino acids.
UCCACCACUGCUUUCUAGUCCCUUAAAACCCACAGGCAAAAUUUUGGAGGCCCGGGAGGGGCCUGUGCCUCAGCCCUGUCUGCUUGGGGACGACGAACCGAGCUGGACUGAGCGGUGACUCCGCGUCUGCUUGGGCUCCUACCAUGGCCCCCGAGAGGGGCUGACACUUCAGUUGGGUGCAGGUGAGAUCCCGCCCGGAGGAAGAAGGAAGAAGGCGCGGGCAGGGCACUAGGAGGCGGAGGCGGAGUCUGAGCCGGGGACAGAGGGUCCCAGUUGGAGCCCGAGUCGAGGGAGUGCGCGGGGCCGGCUCGGGGAGGACCACGAGAUGCCAGUGCUGAAGCAGCUGGGCCCCACGCAGCCCAAGAAGCGGACCGAUCGAGGCGCCCUGUCCAUCUCGGCGCCACUGGGCGACUUUCGGCACACGUUGCACGUGGGGCGCGGUGGCGACGCCUUCGGGGAUACCUCGUUCCUGAGCCGCCACGGCGGCGGGCCGCCCCCAGAGCCCCGGGCGCCACCCGCGGGGGCCCCGCGCACAGCACCGCCGCCCGCUGUCCCGCAGCCCCCGGCACCGGCUCUCCGCGCGCCCGCGCCCGCGGACCCACUGCUGUCCUUCCACCUGGAUUUGGGCCCCUCCAUGCUGGAUGCGGUACUGGGCGUCAUGGACGCAGCGGGUCCAGCGGCUGCAGCCGCCAAGCCUGACGCGGACCCCCGCCCCGGGACGCAGCACCCCAGGGCCCGCUACUGCCCCAACGCGGACCUCGAGCUGGACGACAUCAUCGGCCUUUAGGCGCCCCCGGUCCUUGCACCCUUCCCGCCUGGCACCCCAGCGCUGUAUACAUAAACGGCCAAGGCUUGUACCCUGG